Molecule: messenger RNA, 7142 nt
Organism: Neocloeon triangulifer
Lineage: Eukaryota; Metazoa; Arthropoda; Insecta; Ephemeroptera; Baetidae
Product: diacylglycerol kinase theta
Exons: 20
Coding region: 924-3944 (1006 amino acids)
Biological process (GO): intracellular signal transduction; lipid phosphorylation; diacylglycerol metabolic process
Molecular function (GO): ATP-dependent diacylglycerol kinase activity; RNA binding
Source: RefSeq, a predicted model, not a curated record
GAGCUCUACAGAUCUGGAGAGGAAAGUCGGAGAGAGUCGCGGUGCUUAGCAGAGUGGAGUGGAACGGCAGCGAGGCGCGAGCUGCUCGAGGGAUCGAAAUUGAGCCCUAGGAAAAGAAGAAGCAGAAGGUGCAAAAGGUGCAGAAGGUGGUGUCCAUCGAGGUGCAGGGGCAGCAGCAGAGCGAGUCCGGCGGGGGUGCGGAAAUGUGCGGGUCGCGCAGCGCAAGGGCCGACGAUCGGCUGUGACGAGAGCGAGAGCGCCCCAGAGUGUGAUGAGGUGUCCGGCAAAAUGUGAGGCCGAGCGAAAUGACGACGUGACGAGUGGCCGCUGCCGCCGAUCGCCGACUAGAGUGGCCGUCGCCGCCGCGGUCGACGCCGCCGACGCCGCCGCCGCCGCUCCUGCCCAGCAGAGGACGAGUGCACACCAAAAUGGAGGAAGCGGAACAGCGCUCGCGACCAGCCUUCCGACGCUUCUCUGCGCUCUUUCUACUUAGCUCCUGGGCACCGGACGAUGUCACCUAAUUGCCGACGACACACCUAGGCGGCCACUUUUGAACCGGACACGGAAAAAAUACACACGCAAAAUAACUCACACACACACAUACACAAAUACACACACACACGGACUCUUGCUCCUUCCCGCCGCCGCCGCCGCACCUCUCUCCCAACAGCGAGGGUGCUGCCCGAGUAUAUAUAAAUUUCUAUAUUUUCGUUCGGAGAAUAUAUUUUGAUUUUUAUAUAUAUAUAAAUGUAAAUAUACACGAGGAGGAGGAGAAGAAGAACAAGAAGAAGUGAGUGAAUUAUUUGGACUUUGGGGGCAGCUGCGAAAAAACUCGGUUCUCUUUCUCUCGAGGGAGAGAGACGACGACGCCGCAUGCACGCAGUUAAUGAGCCAAGAGGAAAUGCUGGAAUCUGAAAUGUAACAUGGCGAACACGAAUUGUUCCGCGAGUGAGUCGAGUCCACAAAAUGCGAACGGCCACGUUUUCACCAAAAAGACUUUUCACAAGCCUACUUACUGCCAUCACUGCACUGACAUGCUGUGGGGCCUCAUCCAGCAGGGAUACAUCUGCGAAGCUUGCAACUUUGUUGUUCACGAUCGCUGCCUUAAGACAGUGGUCAGCCCAUGUUCCAGCAUUGCUGCUUCCAUCAUCAAGAACCCGGUGGCGCACUGUUGGUCGGAGCAAGUGCAUCACAAGCGCAAGUUCUGCAACGUUUGCCGGAAGAGACUUGAGGACUCGUUGUCUCUCCACUGCGAAAUAUGCGACUACUUUGUGCACGCCGAGUGUCAGGACUUUGCGACGGCCGACUGCAAGCAGAAUGCCACCUACCUGCCGGGCGUGUUGCUGUCCGACGUGCGCCACCUGCACCACUGGCGCGAGGGCAACCUGCCGAGCAACGCCAAGUGCGCGCUCUGCAAGAAGACCUGCUGGAGCGCCGAAUGCCUCGCCGGGAUGCGCUGCGAGUGGUGCGGCAUGACGUGUCACGCCGUGUGCCACAAAAACGUUCCUCCAGAUUGCUCGUUUGGCGUGCUGCAGCCCAUCUACCUGCCGCCGCACGCGGUCAGCAUCCCGCGCACCGAGGUGCCCAUGGAGGCCAUCAUCGGGGUGCAGGUGCGCCGCAAGGAGACGCUGUCCCGAUUCGUUCUUGGUAGCACUCUCGCGUUUAGGAUUUUAGCCCGAAGCAUAUCAGAGGAGUUCAGCUCCGGGGACACGAGGUACCGCGACGAGGAUGCGGCCGGCGGCCACGUCAGCGGCGGCAACUCCUCCGGGGGCAGCGGAGGCAGCGGCUCUGGCGGCAGCAGCUCGUCGGCGAGCCAGAAAAUGGUCAAGGAAAAGGACGAACGAGACGAAGAGGUGAUAAAGGUUUACGACGGAAACAACUCGAUGCGCCGACGCUUGUUUCGCGUAAUUUCUGUAUCUCGAUCAGCCAGUUGUACCCAAGUGUUGGCAGCUGCGCUCCGAGCCUUUCAUCUCCUCCGAGACCCAUCUCACUUUUUCUUGACUGACGCGUACUCCACCGACGAGGUGGAGCUGUGCGACCCUCACCCUGUCCAGUCGCUGCACAGAAAGGAGGGGAAGAGGCCGGCCGUUUUCCUCAGGGCCGGGGACUGUGACGAUGGCGAGGUUCGCAUUUACCCUGGAAGACUGCAAGACGUCCAGCAGCAGUGGUGCACGGUCAAGAUCAGCAGCCACACCACCGUGGCCGAGCUGACCAAAAUGGCCAUGGACGCCUUCGGACUCGGCGACGCCAACAGCGAAGACUUCCGCAUGAGCGAGGUCUUGCUGGACCGCGGAGUUUCGGAGCGUGUGCUGGACGAGGACCAAAGACCUUGGCUGAUCCUGCGACAGCUGGGGAAGGACUCCAUCAGGCAAAUGGAGUUGAUGCGCUUCUACCUGCAACUCAGACAAGAUCCGCACGGUCCAAACUUGGCCCUGUUUGUGGGAAAUUUGCCGCCAAACUUAUCUCAGCGCAACUACGAGAACAUCCUUACAGACUUAUUAAGCAAAGAAAACAAGUUCAACAGCAUAGGACCAAUUUAUUACGAGUACGGAUCAAUGGUGAUAACUUACGAGGACGCCAAUAAAGCAGUGCGCGCUUUGUACAUCUUAAGAGAGUCAGCGUUCGAGGACAAACACCUCCUAGUCAUGUUGCUUCCAAAUAUCGAACCCUCCAUGGUACCUGCCGGAGUUACUCCUCUCCUAGUUUUUGUUAACGUCAAGUCAGGGGGCUGCCAGGGCCUGGAACUGAUCACCAGUUUCAGGAAGCUGCUGAACCCCUAUCAGGUGUUCGACCUGGACAACGGCGGCCCUCUCCCAGGGUUGUACGUGUUCCGGCAUAUCAAAGACUACAGGAUCCUGGUGUGCGGAGGCGACGGCACCAUCGGGUGGGUCUUGCAGUGCCUGGACAACGUUGGCCAGGACUCGCAGUGUUCGUCGCCCGCAUGCGCGAUAGUACCCUUGGGCACAGGAAACGACCUGGCGCGAGUGCUGCGAUGGGGACCAGGCUUGGCGGGCGGUGAAGACCCGAUGAACCUUUUGCGAGACGUGAUUGACGCCGAGGAGAUCCGACUGGACAGGUGGACGGUCGUGUUCCACCCUGAGGACAAGGCUGACGACAGCAAACUGCAGCAACUCGCCAACUCGACAGCGGCUGCAGCCAAAGUGUCACAGACGCCAUUUACGUUGAGCCAACGAUUUCUUACAGCCGGCUCGACCAGCGAGGACAACACACAAAUUUUCGUCAUGAACAAUUACUUUGGUAUUGGGAUUGACGCCGACUUGUGUUUGGAUUUCCACAACGCGCGAGAGGAAAAUCCCAACAAGUUCAACAGCAGAUUACACAACAAGGGCGUUUACGUGAAAAUGGGCCUGCGGAAAAUGGUGGGCAGGAAAAUGUGCAAGGAGCUGCACAAAGAGAUCAGACUGGAGGUGGACGGGAAGCUGGUGGAGCUGCCACAGGUGGAGGGAAUCAUCAUUCUCAACAUUUUGAGCUGGGGCUCUGGAGCAAAUCCGUGGGGUCCCGAGAAGGAGGACCAAUUUUCAAAGCCUAACCACUGGGACGGAAUGCUGGAGGUGGUCGGGGUCACGGGCGUUGUCCAUCUCGGCCAGAUCCAGUCCGGCUUCCGCUCAGCCCUCAGGAUUGCACAGGGUGGACACAUCAAAAUUCACCUCCACUCGGACAUCCCUGUCCAAGUGGACGGCGAGCCGUGGAUUCAGAGCCCGGGAGACGUAGUUGUUCUCAAGUCAGCUCUCAAGGCCACGAUGCUCAAGAAGACCAAGGGCAAGAUCAAGCGGCGCAACACGGAGCCCUCGAUGCUGGUGUCGGCGCCGUACACGGUGCACAAGCCCGGCGCCUCACCGGUGCAGGCGAGUCCGCACGCCACCGGCGGCGGCCUCUCGCAGGUCUUCGAGGACGACACCUCCCUCAACAACACCAACUUCUGAGGGGACGCCGCGCUGCCGCCGCCGCACCCGACUUGUGAUGCGACUUCUCCGCAAAAAUUGAGAAUCAGUAGUGCACGUGAUACAGUAAAAAUAAUGCAGGAUGAUGAUGACUCGUCGUUUCUGUUUGCACGCGCCCGAUGACGGACUUUCUCGGUCGCAGUGCGCGUGAAAUUAAAUUUAUAUACACACAUGAAUUUGAACGGAACAAAACACGGACUCGAAAACACACGUCGACGAAUCGCUCCCCCCGAAAACGGUAAAAAAAAUAAAACGGUUUAUCAAAAACAGGUUACACGAAUUGCUAUGAGGAAAAUGGGAUAAUAAAAUGCCAAAAUCAUACGAAAUGGGAGAAGCUUAAAUUAUUGUAAAAAAAGUGUGCCAAAUACGAAAAAGCAGAGUUUAAUCGUUGAAUCACCGACUCCUUAUUACAAGAAAAGCAGAGAAACUCGCAAUUGUGAGUAAAAAUGUUGACCGAGGAAAUAAUGAAUACUUUAUUUUGUUAAAAGAAAGGAGCCAGCAGGCUUUUCGUAGUCUCUGCGAAAACGCGAACACAUGGGAAAAAACGUAAAACAAGGUUGUGACUCUGUUUACCUUUGGUUACACAAACAGAAACAAACACACGCAAACAAGAGAAUCCCCCUGGUAAUCUGUGAAUGGCAUAUUAAUUAAUGUCUAUCCAAAUAGGUAUAAUACGGUUAUUGUUAAAACAAAACGCGCGCGGAGAAAGAAGAUAUUUGAUGACGAAACGACGUGGAUUGAUUAUUAUUGAGAUGAAACCAAAAAUAAAGUAAAAAAUACACGCAGAGUCGCAGGAAAAAAGGACGUAAUUAUUGAAGAAAUUAAUUAUUUGAAUCAUCGUAUGUUGCGUAAAAUAGCAAUUCCUUUAAAUGUUAGCGUUGAAAGAAGAAAUUGAUUAAAAUUGAUCAUUGUUUGUGCGCAAUGAUUGAACACCAGCCAUGUUACAAUAUCGCCAAGGAAAAUAUUGAUUACUUACUUAAUUACCCCCCAAAUGAUAAGAGAAAAAAAAAUACAAACAUCCAACGUUGGUUGAACGAGAUGAAUUAAAAAAAAUUAUAAAUUACGUGAUCGAAGCACGAACGGUAUGAUUGUUGAAAAUUAUUAUGCUGAAAAGCCGCAACUCUAUCGACAAACUACAUCGCAGCAUUAUAUUCUUAAAAAAAAGAACGAGAAAAAGAAAAAUAUCCGCAGGUGGCAGACACACGCGGGCCUAAUCUUACAGAGUCAGUGCAUUAAAUGAUUUUAAAUUAAUGAGUGAAUUAAUUAAUGUUGUCUGAUCGUCAUCUAUAACUGUGUGCUUUACGAUGAUUAUUGAUUUGAAAUGAAAAAAACAAAAUAUGAAAAUAAUAAUGAUUCGCGCACUCGUGCGGUGCGUAAACAAUUCGGAGACUCUCUACGCAUAAUUAUUGCAUUUAACACGCACACACCUACACAUACACACACACAAAACUAUUUAACUGUACCAAAAGGGAAGAUGUUGAUCGUCGGCGGGGCGCCGUCCCGUCCGUCGCGCCCGGAAAUCAAUUCCAAAUUCCGCGCCGACGGAUGAGACGGGAACAAAAUGAACGCCCGGCAAAUUGAUCUCGCGGCGUCAUCCUUGGCAGAUCAAUCAAAAGUUCCGCGGGGACGUUUUUCGUUUCAGAAAUGUUUGUAUUUGUAUGAUUUCUAAAGUCGGUUUUAAUUGUUGAAUUAAUUAAUUAAUGAGCGCGUUUUCCCCGCGGAAUCGGCAUUUCGUUUCGUCGCCGAGUGUCGACGCACGUCGGCAACGUCGGCGAAUUUGAAUAUUUACGCAAAGGUUCCCGAAUUGAUUUCGUUGCAUUUAUUGUUGAGAAACAAAACCGGUUUGUUAUAAGUAGAUUUUUUAUAUUUAUUUUGGGGAACCGAUUAAAAUAAAAAAUGAAAAUGAAAAAUGAAAAAAAAAAGUAUUAAAAAUAAUGGAAAAAUACGCAAAAAAAGUAAAAAUGUUUGGUUGAGAAAAUUGAUUCAGCUCGAGUCGAAUUUUGGGUUCGCGGGCUGGCGGCGUUGACUCGCGCUUCGGCCGCGGACAGGCAACGCUCGGCCAGCCCUGCUCGCGACGUAGCUAACGCAACGCAUGCUUACACGCAUUACGCAUAUAAAUACAUGUACAAUAUGUGGUUUUUUGAUAAACGCAGACUCGACUGAUGACAAAGUGGCUAAACUUCGCACAUCACACACCCUGUGAGGUGAAAGCGAGGUUUGCCGUUUCUCAAGGGCCUUGCUACGUAAGGGGCUCAGUGUCCAAAUUCCUUGCACAGGGAUGUCCGACGCGGGGCGCGACGACCCCGCGAGGCGAAUAUUUUUUCUGCUCGCAAAAAAGUGGUCGCGCUCCGGCGCGAUUUCCAUCCAGCGUUCACGUGGGACAAAAGGGAUUUCGACAAAAUACGUAUUUUGGCUCUUGAGAACAAAAGCUGUCGGUUCGCAGACGCUUUCGUGCGGCGCGUCGUCCGAAAUUUGGGACGAAACGCCGUCCGACGAGUCUCGAACGCGUGUUCGACGGCGACAUUGGCUGAUACGGAAAAAAAUUCAAAUGUUGCUAAUGAAUCAUUACGCUAUAGGUAGAUCGUGCGAAAACACUCUAGAAUCGUAGCAUCUCAAUUACGACAAAACGUAUAUCUGCUGUUAUCCUCACCGCAUAGAUACCGAAUGAAAACAAAAAAUCUAUAUUAUAUUUCUCCUUCUCUCCGAUACGAAAAAAGAUAUGAGAAAACGAUUUCAGACCACGUUGUGCAGAAAUUAAUACAAAACUAACACACACAAACACCCACUCUAGCCAAACGUUUUAUCCAAAUCUUCCCCCCUAAAAAAGAGAUUUACUAUUUGAGACGAGAAUAUUUAUCUGAAAAAUAUAAAUACCAACACACACUCACACACACAACACUACUUCAUCGAAAAAGAAGAAAGAAAAACACUCGUGCGCACUCUUUUGAUUUCGAACGACGUAAUAUUUUUUGUAUUUAUUUUGAGGACAAAAACCCGACAGGCUUACUUAGCAAUAAAAAGAUCUCUCUUGAAACAUUUCAAUGUGUUUAAAUGUAUACAUGUUCUAAAACUAUGUAUAUCUAUAUAUAAAUUUAAAUUUGUUGCUAUACAAAAGCAGCAAAAAUACAAUAAUGAAAGAAAAAAACAAAUAAAAAAUUAAAAAUGUUCAUUAAAUGCUCC